GUGCUAACCAGACGGUAGUGUCUCCAACCUUUCUGAGUGAGACCGCGCAAAAUAUAAGGAGAGAAGUUCGAGAGAGCAUGGCAGGCCAAGGAACUGAUAGUCCAAUACAAGUCAGUGAUGUUCAGAACAUUGUGAGUGCCUCGGUUGGUUUACACCAAAUACAAUUUAUGAAAGAGGUUGAUAACAAAAUACAGAAAGCGUUGGACGAUAUGAAGCAGCUUAUAUUGUCGUUGCCAAUGGCUAACCCCGCUCCAAUGCCAACAAUGUUGUCCCCUAUUGAUCAUGGAGUACCCCAAACCGAGCCACCAAGAACCUUUUUGGAGGCACAGCCGUCGGUUUAUGGUCAAUUAGCAACGCCACCUGGCCAGCCAACCUUUCAACAACCACCACCUUUGAUUCCAGCUCCAAAUUAUGUGCCUAUCGGUCCAGCAGCUCCCAGAGUAGUAGAAGCUAGUAUCCAGCCGCCUCCGGUGCAAACACAAUAUGAGCAGCAACAGUCGCUACUUCAGCAGCAAAAUCCCCUGCCGCUUAUCCAGCAGCCGGCGGCCUGGUAUAGUCAAGUGCAGCAACUUUUGCCGCAGGCAAACCCACAGACAUAUAGUCAGCAGCCAGCGCAACGACUUAACCAGUCACAAACAGUAUUGCAAUCACAAAACCAGUUACCAUAUGUUCAACCGCAGCAGUUCAAUCAGCAGCAGCAAUUAUGGCCGCAGCCGCAGCCAGGUCCACAGGCUAAUUUGCGAUGUCAGAGUGAUUCUCAAACUAGGUAUCCACAGGAUACUUGGUCCAGGCCCGCCGCUCUACAACGGCCACAGCAACCGCCUCUAAACUACAACUUGGCAAUGUCCAUGCCAAGACCUCAAGAGUCCUUGGACAAGUUUAAAUUAGCUAAAUGGGGCGUAAAGUUCGACGGUACGAAUAAGACGAUGAAUGUUCAAGAAUUCAUAUUUAGAGUUGGAGCUCUGAGAAGAGAUUAUAGUUGUUCCGAUGAUGAGAUUCUGCGCACUUUCCAUCUCCUUUUAGAAGGUCCCGCAUUAGACUGGUAUUGGGACUACCGGAAAAUGGUCCAUAUUAAUACCUGGGAGGAGCUGGAAAAAGCCCUGUUGGCCCAAUACCGCCGGUUCGAGCAAGAGCAUGAGGUUCAAAUGAAAAUCCUGAACCGACGGCAGCUGCCGCAGGAAGCUUUCGACGAUUUUUAUAACGCGGUCAUCAAGCUCCGAAACCAGCAACAGCACCCAUAUGCGGAGGAGCAGUUGGUGGAGAUCAUGCGUGGUAAUUUAAAACCAUCAUUGGCUCAAAUGAUGUUUUCAAUGCGUCUUAAAACGUUGUCCGAGUUUGGUCGUGAAGUAAGGCGAGCAGAAAAUUUGAUAGCCAACCAAAGGCAACUAUACCAGCGAGCUAAUGUCACGCAUCGUGUAAAUGAACUGGUUUGUGAGGACGAGGAUUUGUCUCUGAUAGAUUUGGAGAUUGAUGGUAUUCGGUCUACAAGUCACUAUACCUGCUGGAAUUGCAAGGUCGUCGGUCAUAGUUUUGUCGACUGUCCCGAGCCCAUUAAUAGACAGUUUUGUUUCCGGUGUGGAAAGGAUAACGUGGUGGCUCCUAAAUGUCCCAAAUGUCAGGGAAACAGGUUCCGGAACCCGUCUCAAACUGGGGAGACGAGGUCGACCGAGGUUUAGGCCCAGUACAAAUUAAGGAAAAACAACAACAACAGCAACCACAAUUAAGAAUAUUAAAGAAUCCGAAUAGGUCGGAGUUUGAGUUCAAAUCUGAGCCUCGGCUUCGAGAACUCAAGCCCCUGCAUAUUCGGAUUCAAGAGUACAAU
Molecule: messenger RNA, 1822 nt
Organism: Calliphora vicina (urban bluebottle blowfly)
Lineage: Eukaryota; Metazoa; Arthropoda; Insecta; Diptera; Calliphoridae
Exons: 1
Coding region: 78-1676 (532 amino acids)
Molecular function (GO): nucleic acid binding; zinc ion binding
Source: RefSeq, a predicted model, not a curated record